AAUAAAUAAUAACAGUCCGCGAAAGGACCUCCCCCUUUCACGACGCGCCGCGUGCCCUUCUCGACGUCUGACGUGAUGACGACAUCAGAAGAGUACGUACAACAUGGCGGCCCACAGCGACUCGACAGGAAUGUCUCAAUUUUGAGCGUUUAUUUGCCAUUAAACCACGAUGAUCAGCCCUGAGGCCAAGUUUGAGGAAAUGGUGCCCAAUACUGAUGAGGAGGAGAAGGGAGAAGAAGUGGGAGAACAGGUACAAGUAAAAGGAGCCAACCAAGAGAAGGAAGAUGUGAGAGGAGAGGCAGAGGUUGAGAAAGAUAAUGUCAGAGAAGAGGAAGAUGUUGGAGGAGAGGCAAAACAAGACACUGAAGUGGGGGACAGUGGCAAGGAAAAGGAAUUGGUGGCAGAACAUUCCACAGAUAAACACAAAAAGCGUGCCCAAACUAAAGACAAAAAUCAGCCAGGGGUCCUAAACUUGAACAACGAGGUGGUGAAUAUGAGGAACGAGAUGAAGAGGGUGAGGGCACUCAUUACCAGGAAGCUCAUACGCCAGAUUGCUGUGCUGAAGAAGAAGAAGGGCAAAGAGGCGGACAUUGAGCGGAAUCAAAGGAGAGCUGCCAGACUAAUAGAGGAGAUCCAUGCAAUGAAAGAACUCCAACCAGACCGUGUGACCAAGACAGCCUUACAAACAACUCUAGACUUUGAUCAGGUGUGCAAGAACCCAAAGGCCACUAUGUCCGACCGGGCUGUGGCUCGCAUCGCUUCGCACCCACAGUUCAAUAAGAGGAUUGAGAACAUUAAGGCUGCUGUGCAAGCCUUCAGCGAUGAGAGGAGGAAUGCAGGAAAGCAGGGAGAAACAAAUGCAAAGGUGAAAAAGGAAGAUGCUGAAAAGGUAGAAAAAGUGGUGAAGGGUGAAAAUGUAAGUGCGGGAGUCGAGGAAAUGACUGACAGUGACGCAGGAGCCCUAACAGACGACUCUGACAAGGAUACUGUAGAACAGGCUCAAGCUAUUCCUGCUAAGAAGAAACUUAAAAAGGACACUCAAAGUGUAAGGCCACCAUCAACCAAAAAGAGUGACCUUAAUGAACAGGUUCAGAAAACACAAGAAAAGGGUUUAUUUUUUAAAAAGGACACUCAAAGUGUAAGGCCAGCAUCAGUCAAAAAGAGUGACUUUAAUGAACAGGUUCGGAAAACACAAGAAAAGGGUCCAGAAAAUAAACCUAAACUGGUGUCUGAGCUGCCUCAGAUGAAAAAGGAGGCAGAGAGCGAUUCAGAGAGAUCUGAUGACGAUGAGGACAAAUCGGUCUUUGACAACAGUACUGUGAAACCCAAACCGGUUCCUGAGACGACGCAGCCAAAACAAGAUGACCAGAGCGAUUCUGAGAUAUCAGACGAUGAGGACAAACCCUAUUUUGACGACAGCACGGAGGAACGCUUCCACAAACAGUCAUCCCAGUCAGAGGAGAGCGAUGGCGAUAAUGACUUUUUUGUGGGCAAAGUGAGCAAAUUCAAGAAAAAGAAGAAUGAGGGGGAGAAAGCGGAGGUGCACACAGGAAAAAAGGAAACAUUAAAACCAGCAGAUAAGAUUCAGAGUGAACUAGAUGAGCUUGAGUCAAGGUUAAAGGCCAAAGCACCCAAACUUCAGACUGUCUUCUGCUCUUUGUCUCAGUCAAAACCAAACAGGGGCAGAGGAGGGAAUUCAUUUAGGGGGCGAGGGAAACCGAUGGGCAGAGGAAGUCGUGAUUAUGAUAAACCCAACAGGUUCCGGAAGGAAGACAAAGAAGCAACAGACAAGACAAGACGUUUCCAGCCUGACACACCCUUCAGAGGGCGUGGCCGUGGCAUUGAUCGCAGGCAACAUGAUCGCAGAGGUGGCGGUGGCUUUUCCCAUCAGGCACCACAACAGGCCCUUCAUCCCUCAUGGGAGGCCAGUAAGAAAAGAAAGGAGCAGCAGGGGCAAAUUUUGGCUUUUCAAGGAAAGAAGAUUAAGUUUGAUGAUGACUGAUGUUUGCUUCCAUGACUCAGCUAGCUGAUCUUUAUGGCUUGAAAAUGGCAUCAUUCAAAUAAUGUUUUAAUGUUGUUUAUAGUGAUUCCAAAUGUAAGAAUGUGAAUGAAAACGUUUUACCUACUUUGUUUUCACAUCAGUUAAAAGUUAAUAGUAAUUCAAUUAUGUAUGUAUUGCAUGUUAUGAGAGCAGAGUUAAAGUUCUUAAUGUUUUCCCCAUUUACUAUUCCACCAAUUGUGUUUCUUAUUGCAGUUCGAGAAAAUACCGGCAAAUGUGAUUAAAUGCUAUCCUAUGCAGUGACACAAGCCUUGUCAUUGGCUAAACAACUUUAUUCUAAUCUGUUAAUUGUAUUAAAACACAACUACCAA
This is a messenger RNA of Doryrhamphus excisus (bluestripe pipefish), 2370 nucleotides long. RefSeq names its product serum response factor binding protein 1 (gene srfbp1). Gene Ontology annotation, cellular component: nucleus; 90S preribosome. Gene Ontology annotation, biological process: maturation of SSU-rRNA. Lineage: Eukaryota; Metazoa; Chordata; Actinopteri; Syngnathiformes; Syngnathidae. The record is from RefSeq and is a predicted model, not a curated record.